This is a messenger RNA of Cyprinus carpio (common carp), 2318 nucleotides long. RefSeq names its product protein SON-like (gene sonb). Lineage: Eukaryota; Metazoa; Chordata; Actinopteri; Cypriniformes; Cyprinidae. Bases 111 to 2318 code for a protein of 735 amino acids. The transcript has 7 exons. Gene Ontology annotation, biological process: regulation of cell cycle; regulation of mRNA splicing, via spliceosome. The record is from RefSeq and is a predicted model, not a curated record. Gene Ontology annotation, molecular function: RNA binding.
CCGCCUUCACGCCGUUCGCGCCCGUAUUUUGGCGCCGCUGCGGUGACCGGAAGAAGAAGCUGGCUGAGGCAUUCUGGGAUGCUGGCGGACCCAACAACACUUCUACCGUGAUGGCGACCAAUAUCGAGCAGAUUUUCAGGGAUUUUGUAAUGAAUAAGAUUAAAGAAAUCGAAGAUGAGACUCAAGAAAACAGUGUGACAGAUGAGCCACAGUCUGAGCCUGUGACGGAGACGAGAGAAGACGGACUGAAGGAGGAAACAAUGAGCGCACCAACAGAUAAAGCCACGCACGCUGACCUCCGAGAUAGCCACGAUAAAGAGGACACCAGCACCAAACACAGGAAGAGUAAGAAGCACAAAAAACACAAAAGCAAAAAGAAGAAAAAGAAACGCAGAGAAGGAAAAGACAGCAGCUCAGACACACAGUCCGACAAAGAGACUCAAGAAAGUGGAAAGAGAAAGAAAAGAAAGAAAAAGAAAAAAAGCAAAGAUGCAGACAAAGUCAAAAGACCUGGCUCUCGAUCCGAAAGCUCUUCGGCGUCUGCUUCCGAGUCCGAGUCCGAGUCGAAAGCACCGAGUGAAAAUACGAAGCCGUCUUCAGCAGCUCGGUCUUCGAAGCCCGAGCUCAAAGACUCGUGUGCUGUUGGGAAGCCUCGGGAGUUGCCUGACAUUAUUCCCAAGAUUGAGAAUUCGGUCCACGGGAGCACGGCACAUCAAAGGCCCGAGGAGAAGAAAAGAAGUUCUAGCAGGACAUCGAAAAGUAAGGAGGGCUCCAGAGGACGACGAUCCAGAUCUAGAUCACCCCGACGGAAGUCAGAACGCAGAUCGAGGUCCCCAAAACGACAACGCCAAUCCAAGUCUAGAAAUAGCUCCAAAAAGAGAUCUCACCAACGGAGAGAGAGAAGUAGAUCGAGGUCUAAGACUCGCUCCAGAUCUCAUUCUGUCAGGAGAGGCAAGCGCUCAAGAUCCAGGCGGACCAGAUCGAGGUCCGUCGUGAUCUUAAGGAGGAACAGAAGGUCUACGUCGAAAUCUAGGUCCCGCUCGCCACGGCCUGGACGCCGUUCCCGGAGUAAGUCUCGAAGCAGGUCCGUUCUGAAGUCUGAUUUGAAACUGGAAACUGAGUCGGAGCCAGUGGACGAAAGUAAAAGUUCUGAAAUGCAAACAGAUGUGUCUCAAGACACAACUGAGAAUAGAGAAAGUCAGACAGUGGCUGCAAACUCUGAAACGCCGUCCAACAUCUCGAAUCCGGGCUUUAAAGGAUCUUGGCGACCGGUUCCCUUCUUGCCUGAGACCAAGUCUUCCCAAAAGUGCAUUACACCAGAGGUGCCUUCGGAAGUGACCGAUGUGUCCGAAGAACCUUCGACGUCCUCCACCGCUGCGCCAGAAGAUUCCCAGAGUGCCGCCAACCCCGAGAAGAAAGAAACCAGCGCCAACCCAACUUUGACUUCAAGCGAGACAUCGCCGUCCAAAUCUCCCAGUCACAGAAUAUCCAGAGCGGCCGCGCGGUCCAGAUCAAAGUCGCCAGCGAAGAAGAGAAAAUCCAGGUCGCCUUCGCGGAAGUCUCGCUCGCCCCCUGAGAGGAAAUCGCACAAGUCCGGGACGAGAAGCAAGCGCUCGAAGUCGAGGUCGCCUAAGAAGAAGAAGAAGUCGAGAUCUCGCUCGCGCGGCCGUCGGAGGAAGUCUCGGACCCCGGACAGAAGCAGACGGUCGAAGUCGAGGAAGAGGUCGCGCUCGCGUUCGAAGAGGAGAUCCCGAUCCGGCUCGCGCUGGAGGAGAGGUUUCGGAAGCCGCGCGCUGAACCAGCGGGACCGAUGGAAACGGGAACCCAGUCGAUCUCCGGUCCUCAUCCUCCGGAAGAAAAGAUCAGCGUCCGGGACUCGACGAAGCACCAGCAAGACGCCGCCACGUCUUACAGAACUUGAUAAGGAGCAGUUGCUGGAAAUAGCGAAGGGCAAUGCUGCGGCUAUGUGUGCCAAGGCCGGCGUGCCGAUCCCAGAGAGUCCUCAGGCCCAGAUCGGUUCUUCAGAUGCCCCUUGCAAACCCCAAAUCCCACAUACUUGUCUUACAGUUGCCAGUGAUGUCAGCAUGACGAUGAACGCUGCUAUGCCGCCGUCCUCCGCCACACCCAACCUCGCCAGUAUCGAAGAAGCCAAAAAGAAAGUCACGAAGCAGGCGAACAGCUUUCAGCAUAAAGAGCUGACCGAGAGAUGCAAGAAGAUCGCCCGAGAGCAAGGAAGAGAUGGCCCAUCGCAAAACCACACGUGUCGGACGAUUGAGGACGAUGAAAGGCUAGUCGGAGCUUUCCCUCAAGGAGAAUAA